GUCCCUGACCCCUUUGCCCCCCCCAGCCUCCCCCCCUCGCUGUGGGCCGCCCCCCCCGGCCCGUGGGGGGGGCUCAGGACGAGUUCCGGCUCCGGCCCCACAACUUCCUGCGGGGCUGCACCUGGGCCCCCGAUGGCUCCUGUGUGCUGAGCUGCAGCGCUGACAACACCCUGCGCCUCUUCGACCUCCCCCCGCCCCCCGCUGUGGGGCAGCCCCUCCCCCAGCUGGAGCCGGCGCUGCGGGUGCCCGAGGGUGACACCAUCUACGACUACGCCUGGUUCCCACUCAUGGACUCCAGGGAGCCCCAGACCUGCCUGGUGGCCUCCAGCAGCCGGGACAACCCCGUCCACCUCUGGGAUGCCUUCGAUGGGACCCUGAGGGGCUCCUUCCGUGCCUACAACCACCUGGAGGAGCCGGUGGCCCCCCACUCCCUGACCUUCACCCCCGAUGGUUCCCGGCUCCUCGGGGGCUGCGACGGCUCCGUCCGGAUCUUCCCGACGGAGCGGCCGGGGCGGAGCCACCAGGAGCGGGCGCUGCGCCAGGGCGGUCAGGGCCAGCGCGGGCUGAUUGGCUGCCUGGCGGUGAGCCCCAGCCAACCGGUGUUCGCCUGCGGCUCCUAUGGGCGGAGCCUGGGGCUGUACGCGCUGGAAGGGGGCGGGGCCUUGGCGCUCUGGCCCCGCCUCCCCGCGGCCCCCACCCACCUGCGCUUCAGCCCCGAGGGGACCCGGCUCUACGUGGGGGGGCGAAAGGACACCCACAUCCUGUGCUGGGACCUGCGGCUGCCGGAGCGCCCCCUGCUGGCCAUGGAGCGUCACGUGACCACCAACCAGCGCGUGACCUUUGACCUUGACCCGUCGGGCCGGUUCCUGGUGAGCGGUGACACCCGCGGCUUUGUCACCCUGUGGGACACUGAGGGGACCCCCCCGGACCCGGGGGACCCCCCACUGCUGGCCCCAUUGCUGCGGUUCAGGGCCCUGCGGGACUGCAUCAACGGCACCAGUUUACACCCUGAGCUCCCGUUGUUGGCCACGGCCUCGGGGCAGCGGCUGUUCCCGGCGCCGUGGGGCAGUGACGAGGAGGAGGAGGAGGAAGAGGAAGGGCCCCCCCCGGGGGGGGACAAUCGGCUCCAGCUCUGGUGGUGGGGGCAUGAACCCCCCGAGGACAACGGCUGGGGUAUGGCCAUGGACAGCGAGUGGCAACCAAUGGGGGACACCCAUUGUCACCCUAUGGGGGGCACCGACUGUGACGCCGAUUGUCACCCUAUGGGGGACACCCAUUGUCACCCUAUGGGGGGCACCGACUGUGACGCCGAUUGUCACCCUAUGGGGGACACCCAUUGUCACCCUAUGGGGGGCACCGACUGUGACGCCGAUUGUCACCCUAUGGGGGACACCCAUUGUCACCCUAUGGGGGGCACUGACUGUGACGCCGAUUGUCACCCUAUGGGGGACACCCAUUGUCACCCUAUGGGGGGCACCGACUGUGACGCCGAUUGUCACCCUAUGGGGGACACCCAUUGUCACCCUAUGGGGGGCACCGACUGUGACGCCGAUUGUCACCCUAUGGGGGACACCCAUUGUCACCCUAUGGGGGGCACUGACUGUGACGCCGAUUGUCACCCUAUGGGGGACACCCAUUGUCACCCUAUGGGGGGCACCGACUGUGACGCCGAUUGUCACCCUAUGGGGGACACCCAUUGUCACCCUAUGGGGGGCACUGACUGUGACGCCAAUUGUCACCCUAUGGGGGUCACCGACCGUGACGCCGAUUGUCACCCUAUGGGGGACACCGACUGUGAUGCUGAUUGUCACCCUAUUGAGGAUACCCAUUGUCACCCUAUGGGGAGCACCGACUGUGACGCCGAUUGUCACCCUAUUGGGGACACCCAUUGUCACCCUAUUGAGGAUACCCAUUGUCACCCUAUGGGGGACACCCAUUGUCACCCUAUUGAGGAUACCCAUUGUCACCCUAUGGGAGACACCCAUUGUCACCCUAUUGAGGAUACCCAUUGUCACCCUAUGGGGGACACCCAUUGUCACCCCCUUGAGGACACCAGGACAGUGUCUGGUGACUGUCACCCCCCUGGGGACACCGACUGUGAUGCCAGCAUUGACCACCCCACAUCCACUGAGUGUGAGCCCCACGAGGGACACUGAAUGUCAGCCCUAUGGGGCACCGCUCUGUGACACUGUCACCUACAGCCCCACAGCAA
Molecule: messenger RNA, 2212 nt
Organism: Pezoporus flaviventris
Lineage: Eukaryota; Metazoa; Chordata; Aves; Psittaciformes; Psittacidae
Product: telomerase Cajal body protein 1-like
Exons: 9
Coding region: 288-2156 (622 amino acids)
Biological process (GO): Cajal body organization
Cellular component (GO): Cajal body
Molecular function (GO): protein binding; RNA binding
Source: RefSeq, a predicted model, not a curated record